This is a messenger RNA of Varroa destructor (honeybee mite), 2713 nucleotides long. Its product is annotated as mitochondrial intermediate peptidase. Gene Ontology annotation, cellular component: mitochondrion. Gene Ontology annotation, molecular function: metalloendopeptidase activity. The record is from RefSeq and is a predicted model, not a curated record. NCBI's taxonomy places the organism in Eukaryota, Metazoa, Arthropoda, Arachnida, Mesostigmata, Varroidae. Gene Ontology annotation, biological process: peptide metabolic process.
CAAGCUGGCUUUCAAAUUAUAUGGGAAAAAAUCAAUUGAAAGGCGCGCAUUGACAACUGCUACUGGCUGCAGCCGUCUGCUUCGAACACUUAUUCUCCGGUUAGUGCCAUCCUUUAUUUUCGCUUCAGCUGUUUACAUUGGCCGUCGUGUGUUUGUCUGAGACGUUUUGUUGUUGUCGGUGAGCGGCAGUGUAUCGAUGUGGCCGUCUAUGUUUGCAUCGAACACUAAAUGGACGAAGGGCACAGAAACGCGACCUAAUAUGUGACAUAAGGAAUAAGUGUGUAUUCAUAUGUGUGAAGACAAACAGCUGAAAUACAUGAAGACUUAAUAGAAAUUGAAUGAGACCAUGAUCUGUGCUCUAGGGCGACAAUCAAAAGUGUGAACGAGCCAUUCUCAACGAUGAUCACGUUUCUUUAAGUACGCGAUGAGUGACAGCACAUUAUUUCAAAAAUGCUGACCAAAGCUAUAAGAGCUCUGAGCUCGUGGGGACUUUUUUUUCGUGCGCAUAAUAACCAACAAGUUCGAUAUUUAAAUAAAUCGCGUUUCGCGCACUUUAAUAAUAUUCAACAGAUCUGUAGACAAGGAGGAUAUGAACCGCUAUUUGGAUCUAGAACGGGCCUCUUCGAAUUGCCUGAAUUAAGUGAUCCAAAUGGAUUUUACCUGCUUAAGGAGAAUGCAAUUACCCAGGCUGAGCAGCUCAUUGCCGAAGCGAUGUACUCUCACAGAAAACGAAAAAUGGUGCAGAUAUUUGAUGAUCUCUCGGAUUGCCUUUGCCGAGUGGCUGAUCUGGCGGAAUUUGUUAAAGUAGGACAUCCUCAGGGGCGCUACGCUCAAGCCGCUGAACACGCCUCGCUGGCUAUCUCCAGUCUCGUUGAAAAGCUAAACACCAACCGGGAGCUGUACUCUGCGUUGCGCUCAGUGAUCGAGAACGGUGACAUCGUACCAACAACCAACGCCGAACAGCACGUAGGGCGAUUAUUUCUCUUUGAUUUUGAGCAGUGCGGCAUACAUCUUGAUGAGGAGCGGAGACAAAGGGUUGUAGCACUUAACGAUCACAUCCUUUAUGUUGGCGGGCAGUUUCUGCAAAACUCUCACCGACCUCGUUAUGUACGGCAAAGUGGAAUGCCAGAAAAUCUACGUGCAUUUUUCAAUCGCGAUGGUAGUGAGAACCUGGUAGUAAGCGGUCUUCAAGCAGACUGCUCUAACGAAUUGGUUCGUGAGGCGGCCUAUCGAAUAUAUCUGUACCCAGACGACCAUCAGCUUGGCCUUCUUGACGAACUUCUCAGGUCCCGUCAUGAACUUGCAAGGCUUUGUGGAUUUGACACCUAUGCUCAUCGAGUACUUAAAGGAAGCAUUGCGGAAACACCAGAGAACGUAGAAACAUUUCUAUCGUACCUCUCUGCAGAGCUGGGUCCUCGUGCCGAGCGAGAUUAUCAAGAAAUGAUGGGUAUGAAGAAAACUCGUUCAAGACACGUGAAACGACUCGAGCCCUGGGAUGUUCCUUAUUUUACCUCACAGGCUAAACUAAAUAAGUUUGUAUUGGAUCCGAGAGAGUAUAUGGCAUACCUAAGUUUGGCGAGCUGUAUGGAGGGCCUUGAUAUGAUAUUUAACGCGCUCUACGGCAUAAAUCUCGAGGUUGUGAAGCCGGAACGGGGCGAGCUGUGGCAUUCUAGUGUGGUAAAGCUAGUUGUCAAAAAUGCCACUGAACAAAGUCGCAAUAGCUUGGCAUCCCAUAUGGGAGUUAUCUACUGCGAUUUAUUUGAAAGGCCUGGCAAGCCACAUCAGGACUGCCAUUUCACGAUUCAGGGGGGUCGACGACGUAGUGAUGGAUCCUAUCAGAUACCAAAGGUAGUUUUGAUGUUAAACCUUCCGCGCGGUGAAAGUGGGGUACCUCCAUUACUAACUCCCUCGCUAAUGGAUAACCUUUUUCACGAGAUGGGUCAUGCCAUGCAUUCGAUGUUAGCAAGGACCGAAUAUCAGCACGUCACGGGCACUCGGUGUGCCACAGACCUUGCUGAAGUACCUUCCAUCCUUAUGGAGUAUUUUGCAUCGGACCCUCGAGUUGUAUCAAAAUUUGCGCGUCAUUAUCGAACAGGUGAGCUCAUGCCAGCUGAAAUGGCUGCUAGCCUUGACGCGUCUCGAGUUAUCUUCCAAGCCAGCGAGACACAACUGCAGGUUUUCUAUGCGUUUGUGGACCACGAGUAUCAUUCAAAAUACCCACUAGCUGCGAAUACGACAGAAAUCUUGCGAGACGUUCAAAACAAGCACUUUGGCGUAAAGUACGUAGAUAAUACGGCUUGGCAAUUGCGUUUCGGUCAUCUUGUUGGCUAUGGAGCAAAAUAUUAUUCGUACUUGAUGUCACGAGCUGUAGCAGCGACAUUCUGGCAUCGGGCUUUUAACGCCGAUCCGUUCUCGCGUUGUGUAGGUACCCGAUAUCGUGAGGAGGUACUUGCACACGGCGGCGCCCUCCCACCAGCGCAACUUAUACAAAAUUUCCUCAGCAUCGAACAGUUGGAUAUUCAGCAGCUAGCAGAGUCGCUUAUUCGGGACAUCGAUCAUAGAUAAAUUUGUAGUUACAUUUUGCGAAAUAAAAAGUCGUAAGGAGCACGGAGAACUAAAUUGAAGUUAAACAACAAAAAAGUUAUAAUUGUUUUAUAAUAUAUAAUUGUGUAUACAUGGUUGUAAAUAAAUGGUCAACGCUUUAUUUGAAUAC